AGUUAGACGCGCUCAGUGUAACGAAGCGGUUUAGGUUUUAUAUUCGAUUGGAAGCUUUAGAGUAAAAAGCAAAAGUUCGUCGCCGCUACUUGGGUAUACAGUGAGAUGACUUGAGCAUUGCGAUAGCCCAACUUGCAUACCUAAAUAUUUUGAAGAUCUCUCAAAAAACUUGAGUGGCAGACAGUGCAUUGGAUGACUAAUAACAGCCACACAAUGCAUACGAAUUUGUGGAAUUCUUAUCGGCUAUUGCUCGUUGUUCUGUUGGCCUACUCUGUGUUCACAGAUGCACAAACAAAUAAUAGACCCAAUAUAGUAAUUAUAUUGGCUGAUGAUUUGGGUGUCGAUGAUAUCAGCUUUCGUGGUUCCAAUCAAUUUCUGACACCCAAUAUUGAUGCUUUGGCCUAUAGUGGCGUUAUUUUGAAAAAUCUAUAUACGCCCGCCAUGUGUACGCCUUCUCGAUCGGCAUUACUAACCGGAAAAUAUCCAAUACAUACAGGCAUGCAACAUUACGUCAUUAGAAACGAGGAGCCCUGGGGUUUGCCGCUGAACGAGACGACCAUCGCGCAGAUCUUCAAACAGCACGGCUACUACACCAGCUUAAUAGGCAAAUGGCAUCAAGGGAUGUCAAGUAGAGCAUACACACCAACAAAGCGUGGAUUUGAUCGGCAUUUUGGUUACCUUGGCGCUUAUGUGGAUUACUAUGACCAAACACUGGUUCCUACGCCUAAAAACUUAUCACGCGGUCACGAUUUCCGUGAUAAUCUUGCUGUGUCGCGCCAAUAUAUCGGCAGCUAUGUCACCGAUGUGCUCACCGAAGCAGCAACAAAACUGAUAAGCGAACAUGAUGUGACCAAACAACCACUAUUUUUGCUACUAAGUCAACUGGCACCGCAUUCCGGUAAUGAGGAUGAUCCGCUGCAGGCGCCAUCAGAGGAAAUAGAGAAAUUUGCAUACAUUAAAGAUAACGAAAGGCGAACAUAUGCAGCUAUGGUUUCCAAACUGGAUCAAAGCGUAGCUUCUGUGAUUGAUGCGCUCGCGCAGAAAAAUAUCCUCAACAAUACAAUUAUAGUCUUUCUCUCCGACAAUGGUGGGCCGACGAGAGGAAUGCACUCCACUACCGCCUCCAAUUAUCCCCUCAAAGGUCAAAAGAAUUCGCCCUGGGAAGGUGGUAUACGCUCAUCCGGUGCCAUCUGGUCGCCGUUACUCGAAAAUUUGGGCACCGUUUGGAAGCAACAACUCUAUAUUGCCGAUCUUCUACCCACCUUAGCGGCUGCAGCCAAUAUACCACUCGACACGCAACAACUGAAGCUCGAUGGGCUGAAUCUAUGGUCCGCACUAAAAUAUGGCUAUGAUGCGGUGGAGCGUGAGAUUGUGCACAAUAUUGACGAUAUCUACAAUUACGUCUCGUAUGGCAAAGGAAAAUGGAAAUUUAUCAAUGGCACCAUCAAUAAUGGUUUAUAUGAUGUUUGGAUGGGUGCACGUAACAAUGCAAGCAACGAUUUUGACUUUGAUCCGCGUGCAGCCGCCUAUGAAGAGGUCAUAAUGAAUACGACGGUUUGGCAGCAGCUGGCCGGUGGGGCGUUGGUGCAGCGCAAUGUCAAUAUAACAAAGUUGCGCGAGGAAGCGGCAAUCUACUGCCUAAUGGCCAAUGCAUCGCAAGGUGUAGCAUGCGAGCCAUUGUCGGAACCUUGUCUCUUCGAUAUCGAUGUGGAUCCGUGUGAACAAAACAACUUAUACCCAGCAAUGAGUGGUGGUAAGGUCGUGCAGGAGCUGCAAAAACGUGUGGCGCAUUUCCGCGAGACGGCACAUGCGCCGAAUAAUAAACCUUUAGACAUGAACGCUAAUCCGGCAUUGCACGAUGGCGAAUGGGGUUGUUGGGAAGAUGCCGAUGAAACGGAUGGUGUUGCGGCGCGAUUGCCAUUUAGUGUAAAGGCCGUUUUAUGGGCGUGUGCUAUAUUGAUAUUCACAUUUUGAAGUAUUAUUUUAGUCAUAGUAAUAAAGAAACAGAGCAAAUGUAGAACGCACUCCAGUUGUAACGAAAAUAAAAAUUGUAUUGUAUUUAUAAAUAAAAGGGAAAUCCAAAAAUCAUUUGGUUUCUGAACUAAUACCUAUAUAUGUACAUA
Molecule: messenger RNA, 2123 nt
Organism: Anastrepha obliqua
Lineage: Eukaryota; Metazoa; Arthropoda; Insecta; Diptera; Tephritidae
Product: arylsulfatase B
Exons: 7
Coding region: 193-1974 (593 amino acids)
Source: RefSeq, a predicted model, not a curated record